CGUGAAGAAGCUCCGGCAGUUUGCUCAAUCCCCUCAGCCUCACUCGUAUUCAGGCUGCCGCUGGAAGUGAGAAUUUGGGAGCGAUUAAAGGCGGGAUACAGAUCUUUAGCAAACAAGGGGGACACUGAGCUGUAGUGUUGGAGUUCCGACUCGGAGUCACGGCAUGGGGAACGGCAUCAGUAAGGUUCUUCCAGAUUUGUACUUGGGAAACUUUAAAGAUGCGAGAGAUAGAGAACAGUUAGCCAGCAACAACAUAACACACAUCCUGUCUGUCCAUGAGUGCGCAGCUCCUAUGCUACCGGAGAUGACCUAUCUCUGCCUUACAGCAACAGACAUGCCCUCACAGAAUAUAAUUCAACACUUUAAAGAGAGCAUAGUGUUUAUGCACGAGUGUCGGCUGAAAGGAGAAGGCUGCCUCGUUCACUGUUUGGCAGGAGUGUCUCGCAGCGUCACCCUGGUGAUAGCCUACAUCAUGACAAUAACAGGCCUGGGCUGGCAGGACGUGCUCAACGCAGUGAGAGUGGUCCGGCCCUGCGCCAACCCCAAUGUGGGUUUCCAGAAGCAGCUGCAAGAGUUUGAAGAUACUCAAGCUGAAGAGUUCAGGAAAUGGUUUCAAAUGAAAUACAAGGACAACCCCUUCAAUGAUACUAUGGACAUACUUAAGCUUCUGGGCAGGGUGCCUGAUGUCAACGAGAAGGGAAUGGAAAACAAUGUCUGCUCCACCUGAAUGUAUUUGAACUGAGCUGAGAUCUUUUGCAGCUCAACCAAACUGACUGUGACAUCCUGAAGAGGUUUGCAACUGGGUGGAAGUAUGAAAUGCACAGUUUUCUGACUCUUUCUUACGCAUUAAAUGACCGUGAUGGACUCCUUACAUGCAUUGCAUAUGUUUCUAACGUUGAACUGAACAAUCUUUAGUUUGUUUUAUUAUUAUUAUUAUUUUUUUUUACUUGUAAAUGUUUUUUUUUAAAUGUGUUUGUGAUCUGAAAUUGAUAAAUAAAAGAAGCAAAGCCAACUGCUUGGGUAGAGGUUGUCGGUCGAUGGUCUGUAAUGUUGGAGGUGAUAAGACACUGCGCCUUUUGCUACUUGGUUUCCUGGUUCUCUUCCUGUUUGUCUCAUGUGCAAGGGAGGUCAUGCAUGGUGGCAUUACAACCAUCAAGAUCACACCCUUUUAUGAGUCUGGUCUUAGGUAUUUUCAUAAGCUGCAGAACAGCAAUAAAAGUUUUGUUUUGCUUUUAAAAUUGACCAUAAAUCUUAUAUAUUUGGUAUA
Molecule: messenger RNA, 1267 nt
Organism: Poeciliopsis prolifica (blackstripe livebearer)
Lineage: Eukaryota; Metazoa; Chordata; Actinopteri; Cyprinodontiformes; Poeciliidae
Gene: dusp22b
Product: dual specificity phosphatase 22b
Exons: 7
Coding region: 164-727 (187 amino acids)
Biological process (GO): protein dephosphorylation; transforming growth factor beta receptor signaling pathway; regulation of cell population proliferation
Cellular component (GO): cytosol
Molecular function (GO): protein tyrosine/serine/threonine phosphatase activity
Source: RefSeq, a predicted model, not a curated record